This is a messenger RNA of Microtus ochrogaster (prairie vole), 2523 nucleotides long. RefSeq names its product ubiquitin conjugating enzyme E2 G1 (gene Ube2g1). Lineage: Eukaryota; Metazoa; Chordata; Mammalia; Rodentia; Cricetidae. The record is from RefSeq and is a predicted model, not a curated record.
UAACCUUGGAUGCCACAGUUGGACUUUACAUAGUAGGUGCCUUUCUAGACAAGUUCUAUUAUGGAUUCCAUCCCCAGGCGAAGACAGGGUAUCAUUCUGUAGUGAAGGCGGAGUCUUCUCCCAAUUGCCCUGCCUCAGCUUCAGUGUUGGUAUUACAGGUAUAAAGCACCCACUCAAUUAACCGUGUAUCAAGAUUGUGCUAAUCACAACUCCACACUGUGCUCAGUCUUACUAAUUGUUUAUUUAAACGUUCUCUGCUAUGAGAUUCAGAACAUUUUAUAUCAAGGAUAAUUCUGUGCAUUCUUUAUGAAUUAUCACCAUGCUUAAAAUGGGGCACACCAGUACUAAAUUCGGCUGUGUAACAAUGACUAAUUCGCACACCUCGUAUAUGUAGUGCUAGAUGGCUGCUGAGUGCCCGCUAACAACUCGAUAUCUGCCCCUCUGGUCCUGUCGCUCAGACCUCCUACUGACAUCAGGAGGCAGCGUCCUGACCCUUCGCGACCUCUUUGUCAUGGCGUCCGCGGGGCGUCUACCAGCCCAGGCUUCUGCAGUCAGGCGGGCGUGGACCUUCCCAAGAUGGCCGGGCUGAGCCCACGGCGCGCGGUGGGCGGGAUUCCGCCGCCGGAGGCGGGGCAGCAGGGCCGAGGGGUCGGGCCAGCAGGCGUGCGGCUUCCCAAGUAGGCAGGCUCAGCGCGCUUGCGCGGAGCGGCCCUGCGCGCAGUGAGGCAGUGGCGGGGGAAGGCACCGGUGGGGCCGACGGGCGGGCUGAGGGAAGCGGGCGAGCGAAGUCCCAGUGCACACCGCGGCGGCCCGGGUAUCCUCCCCUUCCGGGCGUGAGGCGCUGAGAGGAAAGCGGAGCGGAGCCGAUUCACAUCGGCAGCUAGGUGCUUCUCCGGUCGCCCCAGACCGGCCUCCCGCGGCUUCGGCGCUCCAGUCGCGGGGCCCGGGUUCCUCAACACACCUAGCCCCAGCCGCCGUCAGAGCUUGUCCGUAGUUCCUCGAAGCCCCGGCGGCAGCCCGGGCUCUUGGCGGGGAGGAUGACGGAGCUGCAGUCGGCGCUGCUACUGCGAAGACAGCUGGCAGAACUCAACAAAAACCCAGUGGAAGGCUUUUCAGCAGGUUUAAUAGACGACAAUGAUCUCUACCGGUGGGAAGUUCUUAUUAUUGGUCCUCCAGAUACACUUUACGAAGGUGGUGUUUUUAAAGCUCAUCUCACUUUCCCAAAAGAUUAUCCCCUCCGACCUCCUAAAAUGAAAUUCAUUACAGAGAUUUGGCACCCAAAUGUUGAUAAAAAUGGUGAUGUUUGCAUUUCUAUUCUUCAUGAGCCUGGGGAGGAUAAAUAUGGUUAUGAGAAGCCAGAGGAACGUUGGUUGCCUAUCCAUACUGUGGAAACCAUCAUGAUUAGUGUCAUCUCUAUGCUGGCAGACCCGAAUGGAGAUUCACCUGCGAAUGUAGAUGCUGCGAAAGAAUGGAGGGAAGACAGAAAUGGAGAAUUUAAAAGGAAAGUUGCCCGCUGUGUAAGAAAAAGCCAAGAAACUGCUUUUGAGUGAUGUUUAUUCAAUAGCUAGUAACUUCAGUUAUUUCAGGGUCUCCAAUUGAGAAACAUGGCACUGUUUUUCCUGCACUCUACCCACCUAUUGCUGGGUCUUCUGUUGUAACAAGUUGGCAAACUCUGGCUGGAACUGGGCUGCAAUAAAACAUGCCAGUCAUUAAUGCUGACAAGAGCCUAACAAGUGCCAACUUACAGAUGAUUACGCAUUUUGAAUUCUAAUGAACUGUUUUAACCUUCAGGAAGAAUUGUAAAGACCUGUACAUAGCACAACAUGAUCCGGAUAAUAUAUAUACUGUUCAUGUACAUCCACAAACACACCUUGUACCAAAUAAUGCUUUCUUGUAGUAGAAUAAGAAUCGUGUAAAUUCUAAAAGACUUUAGCAGGUUUUCUUUUCCUAUUCAUCGUUUCUUAUCAGUUCAAAAAGAUUCCUUAAAGCAUGUCAGGUGAAAACCAAUAAGGAUUAAAAGUUUCCAUAUAAUUUCCUUUAAACCAUUGAGUCUUCAUUACACUCUUUUCCAUUUACUAAUCUUUUGUAUUUUCUUUGUUUUGCCACACUUCCUUUCCUUUUAUCUCUUCUAUCUGCCAGAAAGUUCUCAAAUCACUUAGUUAAAAUACUGAAAUACUAGUAAAUUACUUGAUUUUUCACGAUGACCUCAGUGGGGUCAUCACUAGGUGCUUUGUCCUUUUAUACUUGGAUUCACCCAUCUCUUGGAUUGGAUGUAGCAAUAACAUUUUCUGGCUGUUGAGAGUUCUUGAUCUUAGUCAUUAUCUCCUGAGAACUUAAAAAAAAAAAGAAAAAAAAGUAAGGUCUGUUCUAACUAAGUUCAACUUAGCGAAAUUUAUUCCAAACAAUGCAAAAAUCCAGAUUUGGCUCUAUCUUUGCCCUUAAGUUGCCUAAUAUUAAGGUUGGAUGAAUAAAGCAUGCACAACUACAGGCUUUCUACAUCUGGGAUUGCUAUUAAAAAUGCUA